AUGGAGGGCGAGCUAUUGGAGGCAGAUAUAGUACUUGCAUCGGACUUGAGCUUUAAGAAGAUACAGUCUCAUGAAAAAUACCCGAAGGGGCAGUCUCGAGGAAGGUGGAAACACCUCAAGCAGAUUCUUCAAGCUGAGAAUUUUCAUGAUUAUCCUCCCGAAGAACCCAACUAUAUGAACAUUGAGUCGCCUCCGUCCACUCAACCAUGCAAGAGAAUUUGCGAUAUAACUGGAUAUGAGGCACCAUAUGUGGACCCAAGAACAAAUCUGAGGUAUGCAAAUGCAGAGGUCUUCAAGACUGUAAGGUCACUCUCUUCCGAGCAAGUCCACCAGUAUCUCUCCAUUCGCAAUGCUGCUGUUGUUCUCAAGUAG
Messenger RNA from Microthlaspi erraticum, 372 nucleotides. NCBI's taxonomy places the organism in Eukaryota, Viridiplantae, Streptophyta, Magnoliopsida, Brassicales, Brassicaceae. The record is from the annotation of a GenBank genome assembly.